Messenger RNA from Cylindrotheca closterium, 1716 nucleotides. The record is from the annotation of a GenBank genome assembly. Lineage: Eukaryota; Bacillariophyta; Bacillariophyceae; Bacillariales; Bacillariaceae.
AUGCCUGGUGGAAGACACCAAGGGAGCAGCGGUCGAGGAGGCCGUGGCGGAAGGUCUAUCCAGCAGACCAGUCAAGGGUCUCAAGGAAAGAAGACCGAACAAAAGAAACAGUACCAUCCUCACAAUCCUGAAUUUACUCAUGGUCAGGUGACGGUGUACUUGCUUGAGGCAAUUGCACUCAAGAGUCUGGACUACGCUCAAGAUGCAAUCGCGAGUGUACGAAAUAUGGCCCAUGUGGACUUUGAUGCUCUAAGAGACAGUCAAACGGUCUACAAGCCAGGAAAGAACAAUACUGAGUUCCACAAGAACACGAGGCAAGCUCAAAUUGAUAGGAACUGGGAAAAUCUUAAUAACAAGAUUGACAAAAGAGAAGUGAUCUACAACAGAAAUAAAUAUACUGUUGCUGCAAUCAUCACCAAGCAUUUCAUCACAUCGGCGAUGAGAGAUAAAUUGAGCAAUGAAACUGAUUGGUUAGACCUCCAAGAAGAUCACGUGAAACUGUUGAAGCGUAUGAAGACGUUCAUGACUGUCACAGAUGAGACUGAGUGGCAACACUUUGGACUCAUGGAAUCUCUCAAGAGAUUCACAAAUUGCAUUCAGAAGAAAAAUGAGUCUGUGAAUGAUUACAGAAGACAGUUUGAGGCCCAAGCUGAUCAAGUAUUCGAAAUCCUUGGGACUGAUGUGUUGCAUGUCUAUGCGACUAAGACAAUGGGGUACCUGGACUUGUACGAUCCGGAGGACGAUCCGGACGAUACCAAGACGCUCCAAGACUCGUUCAAGAAAGAUGUUCUAGAAGCAUUUAAAGCAAGUGCAUUCUUUUACAACUGUGACAGGUCUCGCUUCCAAAGCAUGUUGGACAAAGCGAAUCAGACCUACGCCAUGGGAUUCAAGGACUACGAUCAGAGAAAUGAAUAUCCGACUACAAUUGAUCAGGUUGCAAAAGCGCUGAUCAAACAUAAACCGGACAACCGCAAGAAAGGUCCAACGACACCGAGACCUACUCCAAGAACGGACACUGCAAGAAGCACUAACCCUGAUGGAGUGAGCAACGCGCAAGCGACUGCUCAAACGACCUCUUCGCGAGCAGCCUUUACGGAAUGGAACGACCCAGGACGAUACAGUGACCCAUCUGCUACUACUACUACUACUACUACUACUACUACUACUACUACUACUACUACUACUACUACUACUACUACUACUACUACUACUACUACUACUACUUCGAGACGAGCGGGGAGAGCUAAUCUCCAAGUCGCUGCGGCUGCAUCUGCGGCGCAGUUGGAUGCCGCGUCGAGUGUUACAGGACCGCAAUCAACUGGUCAACAACAUCGAAGCCAUAUGCAACGAGGUGUUGUUGAAAGGAGUGGUGCUGGUGCCACGGAUAUACCCGGCUCUUAUGCGGUACGAGGCAGAUCUGUUGCUAAUGAACGAUCUAAUGGUAGAAUUACAGGAUGGAACCUUGCACAGGUACGUGUAAGACCGAUUCUGAAGAAGAAAGCAAUCUCCACUGAAGACAGAGGAGAGAUGCUAAUGAAGAAAUGGCAAGCCCAACUAGAAGCUGCCAGUACUUUCAAGGACGAUGACAGCAUGGUCAGCGAUGGAAGCGUGAACAUGCAGAUCUACAAGUCGACCUCGAAGAUGGAUUCAUUGAAACACUGUUCUCAAUGGACCAAAGAUAACAAGAAACCUUUCAAGACCAAUGGAAGUCCAUAG